Podarcis muralis (Common wall lizard) is the source of this 5615-nucleotide messenger RNA. RefSeq names its product BarH like homeobox 1 (gene BARHL1). Lineage: Eukaryota; Metazoa; Chordata; Lepidosauria; Squamata; Lacertidae. Gene Ontology annotation, molecular function: DNA binding; DNA-binding transcription factor activity, RNA polymerase II-specific. The record is from RefSeq and is a predicted model, not a curated record. Gene Ontology annotation, biological process: regulation of DNA-templated transcription.
AGAAGGAGAAGAAGAAUUCCAAACUAAACCCAGCAAGUUGAGAGGUGUGAGCGCCGAUUAAAAAGGGAAGCACUUUCCGCGGGGCGGAGCUGAGCUGUCCUUGGUCCUGAAAGCAACGCGGCGUUCCUACUUCGCCUCCAGCAUCAGGGACUUUUGCAGGCAAGGCGGCUUCGGAAGGCGACCAUGGGAGGCGGUGGCGCGGCCGCGGUCCCAACCCUCCAGUCUAGGCGCUUUCAAAGGUGCUGAAACGUCCUUCCAAACUGCCGCUUUUUAACGCGUUCGCCUUCUUGAGCAGAGACGGACCUCGAACAGAGAUCGCCUGCGCUGUCCCCGGUCCUGAAACCUCCCUUUCCUUAGGCGCUGGUACGAAAAGGAGAGCUCGCUCUUCGUUCUGUAAUCCGUGCCUCUCGCUUGCCUCAUUCACUGCUCUUUAAAAAAAGAAAAUCUUGUUAUGGACUCUUUAAAAGUUCAUUGUUUGGUUAAGUCAUUUCCUAUAAUUUAGGGCUGAUGGAUCUAUGGUUAGCGGUGGCGAUUGCGAAUAGUUCAGAUUAGGGAUCUUUCUCCCUACGAGCAAAGUUUCACUUUCGCCACCCCUACUCUGGCUCCUGUCUUCCCUUCCCCUCUUUCUCUCCCUUGUCUCCUUCCCCUCAUCUCUGCAGCUAGCUUGACUGCAGGUUUUCAAGAGGGACAGCGCCUUGGAUCGUAAUACGGACCGGCGAUUGUUGCUGCACUAACUUUGGAUCCGAAGUCCCGCAGUUCCAAGGUCGCUCUUCUUCUUCUCGAGUCUAAUCCGGACACCGGCUGGUCAAUGUCACCCUGAAAGGCAUGGAAGGUGCCAACGGAUUUGGGAUCGAUUCCAUCCUGUCCCACCGAGCCGGGAGCCCCGCCGUGCCCAAAGGGGAACCGCUCAUGGGGGAAGGACGCUCCCCCUUGGAACUUAGUCCCCGCUCCGAAAUCAGCAGCGGCUGCCCGUCGCCCCACUCUCCCGGGAGGGAGUGCUUGGAAGCAGUAGCCCAGAGACAAGGUGUGGCAGUGGGGCUGGAGUCUCACCUCCAAGCGGGGCAAAUCUUGGCCCCUUCACAAUCCAGAACAGUGACCUCCUCCUUCUUAAUCAGGGACAUCUUGGCCGAUUGCAAGCCUUUGGCAGCCUGCGCCCCAUAUUCCAGCAGCAAUGGACAGAGCGCGCAGGAGGCACCGGUUCGGAUUCCCCCCAAAUCCGGAGAGGACUUCCGGGAGAAGAUGGACAAGAACAACAGCAGCAACUCCUCUUCGGACACAGAAUACAAAGUGAAAGAAGAAGGGGACAGAGAGAUCUCCAGUUCCAGAGAGAGCCCCCCAGUGAGGCUGAAAAAGCCGCGCAAGGCCCGCACAGCCUUCACGGAUCACCAGCUGGCCCAACUGGAGCGGAGUUUCGAGCGGCAGAAAUACUUGAGCGUGCAGGACAGAAUGGAGCUGGCCGCGUCCCUCAACCUCACAGACACCCAAGUAAAGACCUGGUACCAGAACAGAAGGACCAAAUGGAAAAGGCAGACCGCGGUGGGCCUGGAGCUGCUGGCCGAAGCCGGGAACUACUCGGCGCUGCAGAGGAUGUUCCCGUCGCCUUAUUUCUACCCGCAGAGUCUGGUGUCCAACCUGGAUCCGGGCGCUGCCCUCUAUCUCUACCGCGGGCCCAGCGCCCCGCCGCCGGCCCUGCAGAGGCCGCUGGUCCCCCGGAUCCUCAUCCACGGACUUCAAGGGGGCAGCGAGCCCCCGCCGCCCUUGCCCCCCCUGGCCGGAGUCCUUCCCCGGGCGGCUCAGCCGCGGUGAGGCGAGGAGGAGGGACCGGGCGCAGCUUCUGGAAGAGACAACGUGGGAACGCCGGGGGGUGGGUGGGAAAUCCCUCUUUUGAACGGGCGUUGCUUUGCUCAAACAGACACGCACGCACGCACGCACACGCACCAUCAACCACACAUGCAACAAAUUUGGUCCAGUUUGACUCUUGAAAACGGGAGGGAAAAUCAGAUCCUAUUUGGGGGAUAUACCACGAUGCACGCGUUUUAGUGCUUCCUUCCAGAGGCGUACCUAGGCUCCCUUGCGCCCUUGGCAAGGAGCGGUAUCGGCGCGCCCCCUCCCUCCCCCCCGCAUCUCCAGCAAAAAAUAAUAAUUUUUUUAAAUUGGCCUAAUUCAAUCGUCACAAAUUACUCUUAAACUGGGCGUUUAACAGCCCAAUCCUAUAAAUGUCUAAUCAAAAGUAAAUCCCACCGAGUUCAAUGGGGCUUACUCCCAGGAAAGUGGGUACACCGGCCUGCAGCCUAAAGGUGGCAAGCAACUUCUGACAAUACCUCGCUUGCCUUUUUGUUUCUUAUGGCACCACUUGGAGGUUGCGCCCUAAGUACACACUUUACUCGGAACUAAGCCCCGUCGAUGGCCCUUGCUCUCUGGGGUAAAUAUGCAGCGGCGCGGGCUGGAAAUUGGUCAAAGCGGGAAGGAAACCAGGGGAAAGUGACUCGUCUUUGCAAAAUUAAGAGCCUCGCCUGACGUUUGGCGUCGUCGGCGUCCUCACGGGGAGCUCCGCUGCACGAACUAACCGGCAGCACUGCCGGCUCUCUGGGGAGGGGGCUCUGCAGGGCUGCUGCGACAGCCCAUGCCUCCACGCCGCGCCGAGAGAGGGGCACUAUUUUCGCGCCUCCACCCCACGGCCUGCUCCCUUGGCGGGGGCCCAACAUGGCUGACCCCUAAGUACGCCUCUGCCUCCUUCACACGACCUAUAUGGGACGGUGCUUUGUUCCCUCUACAAGCCGAGCAGCAGCAAAUAGACAAAAUAUUAUCAAUAAAUUUAUUUCAAAUAGGAAAAAAAAAAGUUUUGAAACAGUUACCGUAAAUAAGAUUACAGCAACAGAAGUAGGAUGGGCCCUGUGAAAAUAAUAAUAAAAAACCCCUACAAAAGACGGUCUCUCCCAUGCUGCCUCUUGUUUGCAUGAGGUUUCCUGCUCUUCAGACCCAUUGCCUUUCAUAAACUCUGUUUACCCAUGUGCACAAGCGUUUAUGCCUGGGCCUGGGCCUGACACAGUCCUUUCCAGCAGAACCAGGAGGGUCAUCCCUCCCUCUCUCCUGAAGUUGAAGGAGCUUCAAAGUUGCCAACCUCCCCACCCCUUCCCAGAAUUCCUUCAUUUUUUUAAAUAGGUACAACAGGUAGAGAUUCAGCAGAUGCAGUUCCCCCUCCCCCAGAUUGCAGGGAGAACUUCUCCCGAUUUGAUAUCGCAGCGGAGCAUUCAGCACCCUUCUAAGUGGGCAAAGAUGGACUUAUAUUCUCUCCCCCACCUGUUUGAUAGCACCCCCUUUCCUAAUAAACUUUUUUUUUUCCAGCUGAGGGCCACUUGUCCUCAUAAGCAACCUUCUGGGGGACGCAUGGCAGUGAUGGGCAGGGCCAGGGGCCCUCACCUUUGUACCACAGGGGUGCUGCAAACCCCAGAGGUUUCUACGCACAUGUGGACAUCUGUACUCCAGCCAGGUAAGCAAGAGUUCAGGGACUCAUUCCAGCCAGGUAAAAGCAUCUAAGAAAGGUGCAGAGCCAGGCCUGUGAAGGGCGUGGCCUGGGGAGAAUUUCAAGGGCCACAUAGACAGGUCUGGAGGGCCACAUGUGAAGAGCCUGACCCUUGCUCUGCAUACUGGCCCAAACACCCUUUACACACAUGGCUUGAUGGACACAUGCAGCCCACCAGAGGAUAUAUAAUCUCACACGCACACAUAACACAUAGACAGGGCCCUUCUGUACUAUUGCAGCAUUGCUUGUUUUCCUUUGCAUGGUCUGGCAAAGUUAAGCAGCUUUAAAAAAUAAUAAUAAUAAAUGCCCCUUUGUUUUCAGAUGGAGUGAAUAGAGUCAAGCAGGCAGCUUCCCCCAAAGAAUCCUGGGAAAUGUAGUUCCCCCACAGGGCUACAAUUCCCAGCACCCCAUAACAAACUACAGCUCCCAGGAUUCUUUUGAGGAAAAACAUGCUUUACAUGCAUCCACCUGCAGAGCAGCCCACCCUUCUGCCUGUGCUUCCUGUUCAAGAGGGGCUAAGCCCAGGGCAGUAAUUGAUACAGACAUACCACAGGCAACCUCCUCAAUAAGUUUGGCUUUUCAGUUACUUAAUAUAUAUGAUAUUCCAAAGGCACUCUAACAUACCCCAGCCCCUCUACCACUUUGAGACUGAGGUCACAUCCACACCAAUAAGCAAAUUGUUUGGGAGGUGUCCUCAGAGGCAAGACAAGAAUAAGAGAAUUUUUCACACCUUGGCAGCCCUGCCGCCCCAGCCACAAAACCAGCAGCAGACAUAUCUGGUCUGGGUUAUUGAUGGCUAUUUAUUUUUAUACACACACACAUUUACAGUUUGCUCUCCUACCCGGUCCAGCCACACCAAGAAAAUGUCCUCUGCGCAUCUCGUUACAUGCUGACUCGUCCUUUUCUCUCACUGCAGGAAAAGGGAUAGAGUGAGCUCGUAAAGGGGAAAGAGAUGUCUAUAUGUAAGUUACACUCAGAGCAGACACACUGAAAUCAAUGCACACUAGGUCCACGAACUUAGUGAACACAGGUCCAUUUGUUUCAACUUAUUCUAUUCUGUUCAGCAGGAUUAACAUACAAUUUAAUCACCAACACCUCUAAGUGGUUUACAUCAUUUCAGUUGGCCUUCUCUUGGUUUUAUACAACUCUAUAUAUCUGUGUUUUAAAUGGAGAUGAGACCUGGCUCAGUGGUACAGUAUGCAGAAGGUCCCAGGCUUAAUCCUUCAACAGCAUAUCCAUGUAGGAAUGCGAAUGUCUUCUCUUUGAAACCCUGCCAGUCAGUGUAGACAUUACUGAGCUAAGAAGACCAAUGGUCUGACUUAGUAUUUCUGUAUUCCUGGUAUGUGAAACACUUACCAGCCCAAUUUUGGGAAGUUUGUGUAAAGAUUUUUUAAAAAAACAUUCAUUUUAUAGUGUAUAUAAAACAGAAAGAACAGUUACAACAACAGGUGAAAAUUAAUUAUUAUUAUUUUUGAAAAAAACUAAACAAUAGGCACGUUGAAUGGGUUAAAAUAACAGAAUCCAAUUUGAUUUCAGCAGAUGAGACUAGGCUUGCAAACCUACCUAUGAGUAAGCCCCACUAAACCCAGGAUUACUUCUGUUUUAGGCCUUCCAAUUUGGGAAAUUAGUUGCUGGCGGACCACCAGCCUGGCUCGAGGUACAGUAGGUGUAGAUUGCUCCCUCCAGCACACACACACACACACACACACACACACACAAACACACACACAGAGCAAAAGAAAUAACUAUGUUUUAUCUCCCUGUAGCACAAGAGGACUCCUUUUAUGCUAGACCAAGAAUUUUCAAAAAGUAUGUAACUUUAAUUUUUUUUUCUUUUUGUAAAUAACUUUGGUGCACAAAUGUAUAUGAAUUAUUUAUUGGUGAACCCAGAGGGCGUAUUUGUGUAAGUGAGUCUCGUAAGUCUGUAUAUCUGUAGGAUUCUCUUUUCCGGACUUUGUAAUGAGGAAGAAGAAAAGGAGGAUUCUUGCUUUAGAAGAGAUCAGGGGGAGGGGAAAGCUUCCUCUCUUGCUUUCGCUCUCUUUCCCUCCCCCCUCUCUUUUUUUAAAUGUGGAAAUAAACUUCUUUACAAACA